AUGCACUCGUACGGCAAACUCGACGAGGCGGAGCAAGCGAAGCUCGUAGCUCGCCGGAGAACCAGGAAGAGGAUCAUAAUCAUCGCCGUAUCCUCCGUCGCGCUCGCAUGCAUCGUCAUCGGAGCCGUCUUCGGAACGACGGCGGUGACUCACGCCGGGAAAAAGUCGCCGGAGAACGGUGGCGGGGACUCUAUCUCCGCCUCAGUCAAGGCCGUAUGUGACGUCACUCUCUACAAAGACACGUGUUACAGAACCGUUGGGUCUUCUCCUAACGCUACCCGUCUCACCCCUGAAGAGCUCUUCAAGAUCGCCGUCGAAUUCACCCUUGAAUCGCUCUCCAAGUCCGUCGCCAAAUUCUCCGGCGGCGGAAAGGAGAUGGCGGCGAUGGGAGCUUGCAAGGAGCUGAUCGAACUCGCGGUGGAGCAUCUCAACGAGACGGUGACGUCACUCGACGGGAAGAUGACGACGUCGUUAUCGGAGUUGGGGGAUGAUCUGAGGACAUGGCUUAGCUCUGUCGUGACGUACCAAGAGACAUGCGUCGAAGCAUUGCAAGAAACCACGGUGGAUCUGAAAACGUACGGAGAAACCAAUCUCAAGAACUCGACGGAGAUGACGAGCAACGCCUUAGCGAUCAUAACGUGGCUCACGAAAAUAUCCGACACGAUCAAACUGCGCCGCCGAAUGUUGUCUUGGGAGGAAACUGGAAGUGAAACGGCGAGUUUUGCGCGGAGAAUGUUACAGGAAAAGGAUUUGAGGACGAUGGCGAAUAUCGUGGUGGCGAAAGACGGGACGGGGAAUUACACGACGAUAGGUCGAGCGUUAGAGGACGUGCCGGAAAAGAGUAGCAACAAGACGAUAAUAUACGUGAAAGAGGGAGUGUACGUGGAGAAUGUGAAGGUCGAGAAUAGCAAAUGGAACGUUGUGAUGGUUGGUGACGGACAAGAUAAGACCAUUGUCUCGUUCGGACUCAACUUCGUCGAUGGAACUCCUACGUUUCAGACCGCUACAUUCGCUGUGUUCGGGAAGGGCUUCAUGGCUAGAGACAUGACCUUCCGAAACACAGCGGGUGCAGCCAAGCACCAGGCAGUAGCCCUAAUGGUAUCAGCCGACCUAUCAGCCUUCUACCACUGCACCAUGGACGCCUUCCAGGACACCCUCUAUGCCCUCUCGCAACGUCAGUUCUACCGCGAAUGCACCAUCCUCGGCACCGUCGAUUUCAUAUUUGGAAACUCGGCCGUCGUAUUCCAGAACUGCACUAUCCUCCCCAGACGCCCCAUGCCCGGCCAACAGAACACAAUAACCGCGCAAGGACGAACAGAUCCUAACCAAAACACUGGAAUCUCGAUCCACAAGUGUAGCAUCUCGCCUCUGGACAACCUUGGCGGUGUCCAAACUUUCCUUGGCCGGCCUUGGAAGAAUUUCUCGACCACUGUGGUGAUGAAAUCGUUCAUGGACGGAUUCAUUGAUCCGAGAGGGUGGUUGCCGUGGGUCGGAAACACGGCACCGGACACGAUUUUCUACGCCGAGUAUGGAAAUUUGGGAGCAGGAGCUUGGACGAAGAAUAGAGUUACGUGGAAAGGUGUGAGGACUUUCUUGACGAAGAAGGCAGCGAAUAAGUUCACUGUGAAACCCUUCAUCAAUGGCGAUAAAUGGUUGCCAGCUACUGGGUUUCCGUUCAAACCUGAUCUUUGAGUUUCUUUGUUCUGUUUUUUUUUCUCUUGGUCGGAAUUUAUUUUUUAAACUUUUUUUUUGGAUUAUCUUCUGAUUUGUGGUAUUGUUUUCGCUUGUGUGGUUUUGUUGUAAAACUUCAAAGAUUUGGUUCUUCUUCCCCUUUUGUCCUUGCAAAUUUGUUCAUGUUGUCA
Molecule: messenger RNA, 1862 nt
Organism: Tarenaya hassleriana
Lineage: Eukaryota; Viridiplantae; Streptophyta; Magnoliopsida; Brassicales; Cleomaceae
Product: probable pectinesterase/pectinesterase inhibitor 46
Exons: 2
Coding region: 1-1692 (563 amino acids)
Biological process (GO): cell wall modification
Molecular function (GO): pectinesterase inhibitor activity; pectinesterase activity
Source: RefSeq, a predicted model, not a curated record